CUAGCUGGUUUGCCUCUCGCAGGAGCGGCUGGCACUUCUUCCCCCCUCUACCCCCUUCCGCCAGCCUCGAGGUUCCUGAGCUGGCCCAGGCCGAGUCAGUGUCAGUCAGGGAGGCGGACUGCUGAGCAGUGGGUGCGAACACUGCGUGGCAGUCUCGCCCAGGAGCCGGUGCCUGCGCUCGCGCCGCCGGGUGGGAAGGAUGAAGCCGCAGCUGGAGCAGCCACCCUAUGAUUGGCUGGGGCACUUGUGAACCCGAAGUAAAGAUGGCGGGCGGGCAGGCAGCCGCCGCACUGCCCACUUGGAAGAUGGCGGCGCGCCGCAGCCUCAGCGCUCGCGGCCGGGGGGUCCUGCAGGCGGCGGCUGGACGGCUGUUGCCGCUGCUUCUGCUGAGCUGCUGCUGCGGCGCGGGCGGCUGCGCAGCGGCGGGCGAGAACGAGGAGACUGUGAUCAUCGGGUUGCGGCUGGAGGACACGAACGACGUGUCGUUCAUGGAAGGGGGGGCGCUGCGGGUGAGCGAGCGGACCCGGGUCAAGCUGCGGGUGUACGGGCAGAACAUCAACAACGAGACAUGGUCCCGCAUUGCUUUCACAGAGCAUGAGCGGCGGCGCCACAGCCCGGGCGAGCGCGGGCUGGGGGGCCCUGCGCCGCCGGAGCCGGACAGCGGCCCCCAGCGCUGCGGCAUCCGCACAUCAGAUAUCAUCAUCUUGCCCCAUAUCAUUCUCAAUCGCCGUACAUCAGGCAUCAUUGAGAUCGAGAUCAAACCGCUGCGCAAGAUGGAGAAGAGCAAGUCCUAUUACCUGUGCACGUCGCUCUCCACGCCAGCCCUGGGCGCCGGCGGCCCGGGGUCUGCGGGUGGCGCCGUCGGGGGCAAGGGCGGCUCCGGGGUGGCCGGGCUCCCGCCGCCCCCGUGGGCCGAGACCACCUGGAUUUAUCACGACGGCGAGGACACCAAGAUGAUCGUGGGGGAGGAGAAGAAGUUCCUGCUGCCUUUCUGGCUGCAGGUGAUCUUCAUUUCGCUGCUUCUGUGCCUAUCGGGCAUGUUCAGCGGCCUCAACCUGGGACUCAUGGCCCUGGACCCGAUGGAGCUGCGCAUCGUGCAGAACUGCGGCACGGAGAAGGAGAAGAAUUACGCCAAGCGCAUCGAGCCCGUGCGCAGGCAGGGCAACUACCUGCUGUGCUCGCUGCUGCUGGGCAACGUGCUGGUCAACACCACGCUCACCAUCCUGCUCGACGACAUAGCUGGCUCAGGCCUCGUGGCGGUGGUGGUCUCCACCAUCGGCAUCGUCAUCUUCGGGGAGAUCGUGCCCCAGGCCAUCUGCUCCCGGCACGGCCUGGCUGUGGGGGCCAACACCAUCUUCCUCACCAAGUUUUUCAUGAUGAUGACCUUCCCCGCCUCUUACCCCGUAAGCAAGCUGCUGGACUGCGUCCUGGGCCAGGAGAUAGGCACCGUCUAUAACCGGGAAAAACUGCUGGAGAUGCUCCGGGUCACAGACCCCUACAACGACCUCGUAAAGGAGGAGCUGAACAUCAUCCAAGGGGCGCUGGAGCUCCGCACGAAGACCGUGGAGGACGUGAUGACUCCCCUCCGGGACUGUUUCAUGAUCACCGGCGAAGCCAUUCUGGACUUCAACACCAUGUCGGAGAUCAUGGAGAGCGGCUACACUCGGAUUCCAGUAUUUGAGGGGGAGCGCUCCAACAUCGUGGACCUCCUCUUUGUCAAAGACUUGGCCUUCGUGGAUCCAGAUGACUGUACUCCCCUGAAAACCAUCACUAAAUUUUAUAACCACCCCUUGCACUUUGUUUUCAAUGACACCAAGUUGGACGCUAUGCUGGAAGAAUUUAAGAAAGGUAAAUCUCACCUGGCUAUUGUGCAGCGAGUAAACAAUGAGGGAGAGGGGGAUCCAUUUUAUGAAGUUCUGGGAAUUGUCACAUUAGAGGAUGUGAUUGAAGAAAUCAUCAAAUCUGAGAUUCUAGAUGAAACAGAUUUAUACACUGAUAACAGAACGAAAAAGAAAGUGGCCCAUCGAGAGAGAAAGCAAGAUUUUUCUGCCUUUAAGCAGACAGACAGCGAGAUGAAGGUUAAAAUAUCACCACAGCUUCUCCUGGCCAUGCACCGUUUCCUAGCAACAGAAGUAGAAGCAUUUAGCCCAUCCCAGAUGUCAGAGAAGAUCCUUCUAAGGCUGCUAAAGCACCCCAAUGUCAUCCAGGAACUGAAGUAUGAUGAGAAGAACAAGAAAGCCCCAGAAUACUACCUCUACCAGCGAAACAAACCUGUAGACUACUUCGUUCUCAUUUUGCAGGGGAAAGUGGAAGUAGAAGCUGGGAAAGAAGGUAUGAAGUUUGAAGCCAGUGCUUUUUCAUACUAUGGUGUAAUGGCCCUUACGGCCUCCCCAGGUAAAUGGAAUUAUACAGGACAUAUUGCAUUGAGUCUGGCGGCUUUUACCCAGUGUUGUCCUGGGCACACUCAUCUGUACUGCUGUGUGAGCUUAUACUCUGUUUCUUCUCAUUGCUGUACGGUGUUCCAUGUUCCUUUGUCCCUGUCUCGUACCUUUGUUGUCAGCAGAACAGAGUUGUUAGCAGCAGGUUCUCCAGGUGAAAACAAGUCACCUCCUCGCCCAUGCGGCUUGAAUCACUCGGACUCUCUCAGUCGCAGUGACCGGAUCGAUGCGAUAACGCCGACGUUGGGAAGCAGCAACAAUCAGCUCAGCUCUUCAUUCCUCCAAGUCUACAUCCCCGACUACUCGGUGCGAGCCCUCUCCGAUCUCCAGUUUGUUAAGAUCUCAAGACAGCAAUACCAAAAUGCCUUGAUGGCAUCCCGGAUGGACAAAACUCCUCAGUCUUCAGACAGUGAAAACACUAAAAUUGAAUUGACUCUUACGGAGCUGCAUGACGGGUUGCCAGACGAGACGGCCAACCUGCUCAAUGAACAGAACUGUGUGACGCACAGCAAGGCCAACCACAGCCUGCACAGCGAAGGCGCCAUCUAGAGCACCGGCCUCGGCCUCCGUGUCUGACCGUGAAUCCCAUUAGUGUGCGCUUGUGUGCCAUGCUGGAUCCUGCACCAUCCUGAGACCAAAGACUUUGUCCCCUUCCUGGAAGCAGCAGAGGAGGCCGGGGAGGGCAGGAAUGGAAACUGGAGACAUGAAAUCGACAGCCAGGGCGUGGCAUUCGAGAUUAUGGAGAUGAAUUUCUUGCGCCCAAAUAGAAUCAUGUUUAUUUUUUCAGCUGUACCUUUUAUCAUUAUCCACUCUCCUCCUCCCUCGAUUUGCAUGAAGUUGGAAAUUGUUGCGAUUUAUUUUUUUCCGAGAGAUCAUGUUUUUAAAAAGUGUCUUUUGCAGAGUUUUAAAUUGUUCUGUCUGAACUCUGCUGUGACCCCAUGAUGUAACCUUAGAAGGAUGGACUUGUCCCUCCAGUGGCCUUCCUUGGCCCCCGCCCCAGGGAGGGGCACCCUUCCUCUGUGCCCCAGUGGGUGUCGCUGUCGAAGUUCAAGGAUGAAUGACACAGACCUGCCCAGGCUGUUGGCCCUGCAGGGUGGAGCCUGCGCAGGGACCCGCAGCCUCUCUGAGCUCAGUGUUGUUUUAAGUUAAUGUUUAACGGUGUCCCUUUCCCUCAGAAAGGUUUAACGUUUGCUUGGAAUGUGAUUUUGCUCCCACUCUAAGGAAUUUUUAUCACCAAAAUGAAUGUUAAUGGAUUUUAAACCUAUGGUUUAUCUUUGCAAGAGGCGAGGUGGCUUCACCCCGACAUUCCCACAGCCUGGGGCCUCCAGCUCAGCCAGGCCUCUUCCGCCCCAGCUUACAGAGCGCCGUCACCCACCGCCCCGUCCUUGCUCUCGUUAACCCACGAUGCUGCUACACAGAUGCCAAAUGGAAAUCUUCCACAGGGCCCUCGAGUAAACUCGUGGUGUGGAGUCCACGCUCCUGCCCUUCCCGCUGGGAUGUAUGUCAUUGUCAGAAAAGGAGUCGGACCUUCCAGCUGUGCUCUGUGCGCCCUGCCGAGAAGGCACGUCUAGGCCCAUGUGUCUAAAGGGGGGAACACUGGGGACUGCCGGCACCUGCCCCCUUCCCCUCUGUCCCUGGGCCCGCGGGGCCCAGCAGUGGCUGUGUCCCCGCCUGAGGACCUCUGUGUCCCCCGCCUCAGACGUGGCCCACGCCAGAGAGGCUGCCCGUACAACCAGGGUCAGUUUGGCCCCUAACAGGGAUUCAGAAACCAAAUGUGUGUUGUGGCCAUUUCAUGUGUGUGUCUGUCUUACUUUACUAUCAAAUUCAUCACGUGUAGUGAAAUUAAUGUCAGGAGGUAUUUCUUGAGUGACUGAACUCCUAACUCUUUUAUCUGUGUUUUAAGUGUUAACCCAAGGGACAUGUGCAUUUUGUCGGCAACAUUCGUACACUGAAAUGACUUCCUACUGACCACAGUUUUCAUGUAGACCUGUCAGUCCUCGCUGCGUCCAGUCACUAGGCGAGAAGAUAGCAUCUUCUCCACUGGGUCUCACUGCACGAAGGGAAGCCCCGGGGCUAAGCGGCAGUUUCUUCUCCUUCCUCCAGGUAGGACUGUGCACCCCAGGCUGCGCGCUGGCGGGUGGGAGCUGCGGUUGGGAAAGAACCAGCAACACGCUGGGCUUGCCUCCCGGUGAGCAGCUCGGUGGCUCCAGUGUCAUGUGCGCACCUGGCGCAGUGUUUCCCUUGGGAUGUUGGUCCUGGAGCAUCUUCCUCAGAAGGUGCCGUGCCCCUUAGUGAGGGAAGUACUGGUCUCACCUGGUAGAAGUCACUGGGUGCCCCCUCAAGGGGCUGAGUGGCCUGCUGCUGGCACGCAAAUUAGAGCACCGUGGGAUGGUGCUCCCACCGCGGAGCUUGACGUUAGUGGAACCCUGUACUAUGAGUAUUUGCUUUUAUAAACAAACCCAUCCGAGUGUAAAGGUCUCACUUUCUUAAGAUGCGUCUGGCUGAGCACAGCGUCAGUAUGACAUGACACGGGAACUGGGAUUAUCUGUAGGGGGCGCAGAAAUGAGAGAGAGUUCCCUGUAACAGAGUGAAACUCGGGCCUUGCUGGGGGAGGAGGCCUCUGCCCCAGCCAGCACGCCACGCUCUGGGCCGGGACAGCAGUGCCAUCCCUGUGGUCUGGUGCAGCUGGGCUGCUGAGCCGUGGUUCCUCUGGCCUCCUGGAUCUUCGCCCGUCAGCUUCCCCUGGCCUAUCUGCUUUGAAUCUGCCUCUCCACACGCAGUCCGUCUCCAGGCGCCUUGCUACUGGAAGGAGCCUCUGGAAUCACAGUUACUGUGCUGGAUCUUUUUUGGAGCCCCACUGCUGCUCUGUGAAUCCUAAAGCCCUUUUGAGAGGAUUCCAGCUGCUGGCUUCUUGACUUCAGGGAGAAAUGGCUAACGUUUCCAUACUGUCUUACCUGCUCAUUGUGUGGCUUUUUGAAAAGUCCUCUCUAUAAUGGAGCUGGCACAGGGGGGCUUUGCAGUAGGGCUCCUGGAGGACGAAAUUUUAGCCUCCCAAGUUCGUAUUUAUUUUCUAUAAACUAUUCUUUACCUUUGAUUUUCCACACUGUUUUAUAACAACAGGGAAUCCCAAAUAAGUCCUGUCUGGUCCCUGAAGGAAUGAAGGCUAACAUUUGGCUACAGUUAUAUCUGCUUUGGGCGAGGCUCAAGGCCCUUCAGAUGGUAACACUCAGUAUCUGAGCGACAGAUUCCUCUUUCAGGCCCCCCACUUUCCUUCGGGAGACAGACUACAGGCUGUUGAAGGAGAAAUGCUGGCUCAUGGCUUCUGUGGGACAGCAGGAGAAUGAUUUGGGGAAGGUCUAUGCAGUUCAUGUCUACAAAGUAAAUGGGAGCAAGGCAGAGAAAGACCAUCAAAUGGUUGAGAUCUUGAUGUGCAGCGGCCAGUCCUUAGCACUACUGGUGGGUCGUCCUCUCCUAGGGCUGCUGGCUUCGUAAGUGUGGAUGGGGAGCGGGCUGUGGAGCAGACACAGGGCCUGGGGUCCUGAAUUCUGUAGGAGCCCCAGUGUCAGGCCAGGGCCUCGCUCUCCUUUUCAGUGGCCCCUGCUGCAAGCCCUGGCUCUGAGGGACCAGGCAGGGCCGCCUCCUCUCCUAAGCAGCCACUCUGGCAUCCCGAAGCUUCCUCCUGGAACUGGAUUCCUAGUAUCCAAGUGUUCCUGGGACAAUCUGCUUUCUCUUCAUACAUGAGGGAGACUUUCUUCCUACUGCUUUAGAGGUUCCCUCCCUUUAAUUCUGUUUCACAUGCAUCAGGCAAGUCUAAAAUCGUAUGUUUAAACUCUUAGGAAAACAGAACCUUAAGAUUUGUGCAUGGAAACUGAGAUGUUAAUCAACUAGCUUAAGCCUUGGUUCUUACCUAAUUUGAAUGUGAAAGGGCACCCCGUGUAACUCUUUUUUCUCCUCCUUCCUCACCUCACUUCUGGAAGAGAGCUCAGUGCCCAUGCUGACAGUGUUGUCUUCCCCAAGUGGGAGGAGUAGGGCAUCUUGCCAUUUUCUAAUACUUCAAGGAGCUUUUGUGCAAAUGUUGAAUGCAAAACUUCACACUAAUAUGGAACAUUAACUGUGAAUAUAUUUACUUGUGCUAUCCCCAGUACCAACACAACUAAAGGUCCAGCUUUUCCAAGUCUAGGAAAAUAGUGCUAGAUACAAGUAGAAUUGCACUUCCCUUAGGAAAUGAAGCAAUGGGAAUUUGGGCUUAGCAGGGACCAUGAACUUCUGUCCUCAAGUUACCUCAGGUUGAGGAGCAGACCUAAGUGGGCCCUGGCCAACUGAACCUGUGUCCUGGCUGGUCAAAAACAAAAGCAAAACCCAACCCUGUCAUCUUCUGAAAAAACAGCCAGGGAUCUGACCAUCUUUGCCUUUCCUGGGCCAGGAGACCAGGAUUCCUCCAGUGUUCCCCAGGGCCCGGCCCAGGCAGAGGACUCACCUGGGCUGGCACAGGAAGGUGCUCACCUUGUUCCCUGGGAUUCUAAGCAGGAGGCCACCAGGGGAGGUUGGCUUGUGCAUGUCACAUGACACAAGCUCCUUACUAGCACGAGAGCAGGAACUGUUCCCCUCUCAGCUUUGAUCCCGGAGGCGGUUUUUCUUGCAGAGCGUUGAAGACUGCGAGGCUGAGCUGGCAGUUCCGGGAGUGGAGGCGCCUGAGGCACCAGUGCUCACUCUCUUCCUUGAGGACACAGGCUCUUGUCCUGGGUCAGGUGUGGUUCUGUUCCGGCCUCGGGACUAGCGGUGCUUCUGUCCAGCGAGGGCAUCUUGGUGGGUUGCAGGUUAGCCCAGAAUUAGGAGGGAUUUAGAGAGUUCAAUAUGGAAGUGAUACGGGGACUCAGAAACUUUUCCCACGUAAAUGGAUCAGCGAGCAACCUACUCAGUGGAUUUUUAUACCUCAGGGCCAUUUGCAAAUUUUUAUCUUUCCACGUUUCUUUUGUAUUUGCGUGGGCUGACAGGAGAGAUGAGUUCGGAGGAUUCUAGGAUGAUGUUCAUUUGCCUCGUUUUGCGGAUGUGCGGGCCACCCGCACCAAGCUUACUCAAGGCUAUGGCAGUGGGCCUUCCUCCUCCAGCACGUGCGGGCACCCUUCCUGCAGGGAGUGCGUACAUGCUGCUUUUCCUUCUGCCCUGCCUGAAGACGCCAGAGCCCCUGGUCAGCCCUAAGAACAGGAGGAAGAUGGCAGUUCACAGCAGCUGCAGAGCUUGGAGCAGCUUUCCUCCCACUGUCUUGGGCUGGGGACCUUCUUUGCUUUUCAGACCUUUGUGGUUGGCUCGGCUCAAGUAAGCUUUCUCACUGUACAGGCUAGAGCCACUGAUAUCAUCUCAGAACUGUUUUAAGUAUCAGCCUGUACUUGAAGCAACAGGGAAACAAAGGUUCUAAGUGGCCAGAGAGUAAAGUUCUAGGAGUUUGUAUGCCGAGGUUUAUAUGUACACAGAUCCAACACAUACUGUAAGACUUGAGUGAGUGCACAUUUUCAAGUUUCCAUACCCACUGGGUAUUAAACAUAAACGAAUUGGAAGAAUGACUGGGAGUAUUGUUUUGCCUCACUUGGCAGGGUAUCUUCCAGCAUUUGCCGACAUCUGACCACCAUGGAUUCACUCGAGAAGUGAUUUCUUUUGGGGCCAGCUUCCUCUUCAGACUCACCCUGGAGAGAACUAUCAAAUGGACCUGGUGGGCCUUGAGUGCCUGCCCUUUUUGUUGGAGGCCCAGGCCCCUUGGAUAUAAACAGCUGGUUUCAGGCUCCCAGAGCAGAAGGGAGAGGGAGAAAAGUAAGGCCUCAGGACUCUUGUUCCCCAGAGAGCCCCAGCCUCGCUCCUGAUUCAUUACUCCCCGUGUCUAAAGUCUACUGUGAAGGUGGAGUGUGUCAGUCCGUUGACUUGUUUCUGGAGUCCUUUUAAGUCCACAAAUGUAUAUGCUUUAUUUUAUAUUAUUAUUUAUUAUGUACAUAUGCCUCUACUGUUAGUACAUCGUCUAUGACCAAGAUGAGAUCUGUUCUGGAGCCCCUCAUCCAUGGAGCCUAGGGUUCUGUUGUCUUUUAAAGUGGGUGAGAAGGAGCGGUUUUGCUUUUGUCUUGAACAGGUUGCUGCUCUUACGUUGGUCCUAGUGUCCUGGCCCCUUUUAUUGGGCCCACCUCUAUUCCUGAUGGCAGGUGUUUGAGAUGAGGAUGGAGGCAGGUCUUUACUUCAUGGCAGGGCCUCUCAAGUACCUCCGUGAAAUACUUUAGAGGUGGUUUCCUGGUGACUGGGUCUAUUCUCUGGGUAAUGGUACAGCGUGGCUGUGAGGCCAGAACCUCCUUCCUCACUCCCACACUCCCAAGCCAGGUUGGUGGCCUGGUCCCACAACAGUGAUGGUCUCUAAUUCCCACCUUGGAUUGCAGAAUCCACCUCUCUGGACCAUGGAAGCUGCCUGCCCACCUGGGCUUCUAAUAUGCCUUUUCUUGGUUUUGAGGCCCAAUGCCAACACUGCCUUGGCGCCUCAAAUAAGACCCUGCUUUGAGUCUGAUUUCCAUCCUCCUUAGCCUUUACUGACUGUAUCAUAGUGUACAUUUCAUGCUUUGUAGCACUGAAGUUUUCUGAACACAGUAUCCAGAGCUGUGUAUAUAAACCUAAAUAAGCACAAAUGACAUGUAUAGGUUUCAUGAGCUGAUUGUCAUAAUGA
Mesoplodon densirostris (Blainville's beaked whale) is the source of this 9132-nucleotide messenger RNA. It is a transcript of the gene CNNM2, whose product is annotated as cyclin and CBS domain divalent metal cation transport mediator 2. Bases 228 to 2987 code for a protein of 919 amino acids. The record is from RefSeq and is a predicted model, not a curated record. Gene Ontology annotation, cellular component: plasma membrane. Gene Ontology annotation, molecular function: magnesium ion transmembrane transporter activity. Gene Ontology annotation, biological process: magnesium ion homeostasis; transport. NCBI's taxonomy places the organism in Eukaryota, Metazoa, Chordata, Mammalia, Artiodactyla, Ziphiidae. The transcript has 9 exons.